CUUGUGGAACGGGUCAUACUUCCGGCACUAGCUCCCGGUCAUGCAGGACCUCGUUAUUUUGGUUUCGUGACGGGAGGGACUCUUCCGGCCGCUCUUCAGGGUGACUUUUUGACAUCAAUGUACGAUCAAAACGUCCAGGUUAACCUCCCAGGGGAAAGCAUAAGCACUGUUGUGGAGGCGAGGUGUCUUGAGAUGCUUUUGGACUUGUUAGAGCUGCCCAAGGAGGCGUUUCCGGGUCGAACCAUUACAACGGGAGCUACUGCGAGCAACAUUAUCGGUCUGGCUUGCGGAAGAGAGUAUGCCAUGAAGCACGCGAUGGGUGACCCUUCCUAUUCCGCUGCCGAGGACGGACUGGGCAGCGCCAUCAUCACGAUACUUGCGGAUCGCCCUCAUGCUUCGCUGCUGAAAGCUGCAUCCUUGGUAGGGAUAGGUCGCUCAAAUGUCCUGGAUGUCUCCGAUCCUCAGACCCAAGCGAUAAAUCUGGGCAUCAUCGAGGAGCAUCUCAAACGAUCUCCCGAAGGAUCUAAACGGGGCAUUAUCAUCGCGCUUUCAUAUGGUGAAGUCAACACCGGCGAAUUCACGAAUGGGGUAUCAAAAGUAAAGGCGCUUUGCGAUAUUUAUCAUGCCUGGAUCCACAUCGACGCUGCAUUUGGCGCCUUUGCGCGGGUUGUGCCUGAAUUGAGACAUCUUGCCUCUCACCUCGAACUGGCGGAUAGCAUCACCUCGGAUGCUCACAAAUGGCUCAACGUGCCUUAUGACGCUGGCGUGUUCUUCUGUCGCUCUCUCGAGUUGCAAAUGGCAGUAUUUGGCUCAUCCCCAAGAGCUGCGCCACCAGCAUACCUCACUCCCCUGUCUGUCUCGAACCCCGACAAUCCGGGUUGGGUGGAACCAACUCCUGACUUAAUGGCUGCACUCCAUAUUCCUUCCCCCUUGAAUAUUGGAAUAGAAAAUUCUCGCCGAUUUCGCGCGCUUCCUAUAUUUUGUGCCCUGAUGGCGGUAGGCAAGGAGGGAUAUGAGGGGCUUGUUCGAAGGAAUGUUGGAUUCGCCCGUAAGUUGGCUGCCUGGAUGUCUACCGGCGAAGGUGGCCAAUGGUAUGAGGUGCUGAACCUCACGCAUACGCCCGCUCUUUCCGAGGCUCUGUCCGGCGAGACGCCAACUGUACCUCUGAACGUCGUCCUCUUCAGAGCCAAAGGUGGACAAAGCUGCCCUGCUAUAUAUGACCCUUCAAAACCGGAAGGGCCGGCUAGGCUGGUUCAAGCAAUCAAUGCGACUCGCAAGGUUUACGUAUCACCCGCUCUCAAUGCUGUAAGAAUGGCGGUUUCCAACUGGAUGACCGGACUCUCGUGCUCCAAUGUGGACGGAAGAGAUGUGGACAUAGAUUUCGAGGUCGUAGUUGAGGCUUUAAGUAACGUAAUGAAGUGAUCAUGUCAAAGGAUCGUACAAUCGGCUGAAUAGUGCAUUCACCAAAUAAUACAUGACCAAAGGUAACUGAAGGUCACAACACCUUCACCCUUAGUAGGACCGAAUACUUACAUUCGGAAAUGAAUGGUCGAACUAUUUGUUGAAAUAGACUAGUCAGUUAGUGACGUAGCGCUUGCGGCUACACUCGCGCUAUAACGAAGGGACCUGAGAACGACUGACGCAUGGUCGCAUCGGGGAGGCGGUGUCGGAAUAGUGGGGCUAGCAUGACUUGUAUUCCAACACUAUUAACGAAAAACAAAAG
Molecule: messenger RNA, 1723 nt
Organism: Cantharellus anzutake
Lineage: Eukaryota; Fungi; Basidiomycota; Agaricomycetes; Cantharellales; Hydnaceae
Product: pyridoxal phosphate-dependent transferase
Exons: 10
Coding region: 118-1422 (434 amino acids)
Biological process (GO): carboxylic acid metabolic process
Molecular function (GO): carboxy-lyase activity; pyridoxal phosphate binding
Source: RefSeq, a predicted model, not a curated record